Lodderomyces beijingensis is the source of this 1500-nucleotide messenger RNA. Lineage: Eukaryota; Fungi; Ascomycota; Pichiomycetes; Serinales; Debaryomycetaceae. The record is from the annotation of a GenBank genome assembly.
AUGGUGGCCCUUCAAAGAAAGAAGAGAACGGGGGAACAAUCCGCCGAGAGAAAUGGCAAGCGGCACAAAUCGGCACUAGUCACAUCGUCGUUUAUUCUUCACUCGUACUCGAAGUUGCCCGACAUCAAUGACUACUCCAAACAGAAAACAGUUGGUUUGGACGUUUUUGUGUGGGGCACGGGCUCCAUGUGUGAAUUGGGGUUGGGCCCAGCUGCCAGCACCAAAGAGGUCAAGAGACCCCGAUUGAAUCCCUAUUUGACCGAGGAGAAAUUGGGCGGAACUCGAGUCGUUGAUUUCGCCGUUGGUGGGAUGCACACUUUAGCUCUCGAUGGCAAGAACCGGGUGUGGUCGUGGGGAACGAACGACAGCGGCGUCUUGGGGAGGGACACUUCGCAAGCCAAGGAGGCGUUGAAAGACAUGGAUGCCGACGCCAGCGAAGACGACGAGGAUGGAGACUUGAACGAGGCCGAAUCUACCCCGGGCCUCGUUGAGAAUUUGGCUCUCGAGGACGAAAUUGUCCAGCUUGCAGCGACAGAUAACCUCAGCGCGGUGCUUUUAUCGAAUGGUGACGUUUACGCGUGGGGCUGUUUCAGAUGCAACGAGGGUUUGCUCGGUUUCUUGCAUCAGGAUAUCAAGAUCCAGCGCACUCCAAUGAAGAUUGCCCAGUUGCAAAACAUUGUGCAGAUUGCCGCGGGCAAAGACCAUCUCUUGGCGCUUGAUUCCAAGGGAAUCGUGUUUGCUUGGGGCAACGGCCAGCAGUUUCAAUUGGGAAGACGCAUUUUAGAAAGGCAUCGUUUCAAAAGCUUGGAACCGCAGCAGUUUGGCCUUUACAACAUCAAAUACGUGGCCAGCGGCGAUUUCCACUGUUUUGCCAUCGACCAUGCCGAUAACGUGUACGCGUGGGGGUUGAACCAGUUUGGCCAGUGCGCGUUGACGGGAGCAAACGGGGAGUUGGAAGAUGGGCUGAUAUUGAUGAAACCUACCAUGAUCCCCGAGCUAUCCCAACGCGGCAUUCAACAAAUCGCCGCGGGCGAGCACCACACUUUGGCGUUGACCAAGGACGGGGUCGUGCUCGCGUGGGGCAGGUACGAUAUGAAGGAAGUGGGAAUCCCUGAGGACCAGCUCCCGAAAUCGACGUUCAAAGACCAGCACGGAAAACCAAGGUCGGUGCCCGUGCCCACGGAGCUAAAGUUUGGCCAGAAGGGCAAGGCGGAAGUCAAGAUCAAGGCCAUCGGAUGCGGGUCCCACCACUCUUUUGCCGUCACCAACGACGGAUUCGUUUACGCCUGGGGGUUCUCGGAGACCUACGCGCCCGGGUUGGGGAACUUAGACGACGACGUUGAGCGCCCCACCAGGAUUGUUAACACUGCCACCAAGAACGAGGAUAUCUUGAUGAUUGGAGCAGGAGGCCAAUUCUCGGUGAGUGGCGGGGUGAAAAUUGACGACGAAGACAAAGCAGAGGAUAGAAUAGAAAAGUACAAUGAGAUUGAUGAAGAAUAG